This is a messenger RNA of Spizellomyces punctatus DAOM BR117, 1361 nucleotides long. Its product is annotated as threonine aldolase GLY1. Gene Ontology annotation, molecular function: L-allo-threonine aldolase activity. Gene Ontology annotation, biological process: glycine biosynthetic process; L-threonine catabolic process. Gene Ontology annotation, cellular component: cytosol. The record is from RefSeq and is a predicted model, not a curated record. The transcript has 9 exons. The coding region runs from base 31 to 1158 and encodes 375 amino acids. NCBI's taxonomy places the organism in Eukaryota, Fungi, Chytridiomycota, Chytridiomycetes, Spizellomycetales, Spizellomycetaceae.
UGUUUUUUGCGGUUUUUUGCAUCUUGAUUCAUGCUGCGAUUGACGUCCUUUAUUCACAUCUUUCGACGGAGUAUGAGUUCUUCUACGGUGAAUGCGGGGCUGUAUCGUAAUGCACCGGUACAAAAUGUCAAGGCUGUACAUGACUUUCGAAGUGAUACAGUCACGAAACCUACCGCCGAAAUGCUCAAUGUCAUGAUGACGGCUGACGUCGGGGACGAUGUCUUUGAUGAAGACCCGACCAUCAAUGCCCUCCAGGAUCGUAUUGCAGAUAUGGCUGGUCACGAAGCUGCCUUGUUCUGUCCAACGGCAACCAUGACGAAUCAAAUUGCGGUGAGGACUCACCUUACGGCUCCUCCUUAUACUGUCCUCUGUGACCAUCGAGCCCAUAUUUUCAACUAUGAAGCAGCGGGGAUAUCCUUUCAUUGUGGCGCUGGUCUCGUCCCGGUUCAACCUGCACCCGGUCAAACCCAUCUGACCGCCUCCGUCAUUGAAAAACACCUUGUGCUCGAUGAUGAUGUCCAUCACGCCCCAACACGGGUGGUGUGUCUGGAAAAUACCUUACACGGCAUGAUUGUUCCAUUGGAGAACAUAAAAGAGAUUACAGCUCUAGCCCACAAGCAUGACUUGAAAACCCACCUUGAUGGCGCCAGGAUAUGGAACGCUUGUGUAGCGACCGGUAUUAGUCUGAAAGAGUAUUGCAGUCAUUUUGAUUCGAUUUCAAUGUGUUUUUCUAAAGGCCUUGGUGCACCGGUCGGGUCCGUACUGGUUGGCUCCAAACCUUUUAUAAAGAAAGCCAAGCAUUUUCGCAAGAUGUACGGGGGAGGAUGGCGCCAAGCUGGUAUCUUGGCCGCCGCAGGUCUCUACGCCCUCGACCACCACCUCCCCCUCCUAACCACCGACCACCAAAACGCACAGUACCUGGCCCAAACACUCCUGGACCUCAAUCUAGGCUUUUCCCUCCUCCAUCCCGUCGAAACCAACAUGGUCUGGCUUAACGCCCCUGUUCCUGCGGAUAUCCUUGCAGAAGUAUUGGCAAAAGAAGGUAUCCGUGUCUUUGGAGGAAGUGGAACGGAAAUGAGACUGGUGUUUCAUCAUCAGAUUACGAGGGAGGCUGUGGAUAAGUUUGUGAGAGUAUUGAAGCAGUUUUUUGAAAAGUAGAGCGUUUGUAUAUUUUAUUAUAGAAAGGAAACUUACGACACAACAUGCACGAGUGAUCAUGAAAAAAAAAACACAAGAUUCAUAACCACUCGUCAAAAAAAAAAGCAGGCACCCCAUUAUUAUUACUAUAUACAACGUUUUCGCAGAUUAGGUUAUAUACUGAAAGAAAAAAGAAAAAAAAUACCCAAUGUCCCUUCCCUCUG